Molecule: messenger RNA, 3167 nt
Organism: Eleginops maclovinus (Patagonian blennie)
Lineage: Eukaryota; Metazoa; Chordata; Actinopteri; Perciformes; Eleginopidae
Gene: ncln
Product: nicalin
Exons: 15
Coding region: 124-1857 (577 amino acids)
Biological process (GO): regulation of signal transduction
Cellular component (GO): endoplasmic reticulum membrane
Source: RefSeq, a predicted model, not a curated record
AAUCAUCUGUCAGUUGCUCCUCUUGUUAGCCGUUAGCUCAACUGGUUCCCAGGCUGUCAGUUGCUAACAGCGGCGACAAAAUAUAGUUCUAUCCCUAUCUGUGAGCUCCACACAACCGCCAGGAUGUUUGAGGAGGCCAGUGAAGUGUUCGACAACAUGUUUAAAUCCUCCUUUCCCCUCACCUUCAUCGUGUUUAUCCCCGCGGUGCUGAUCCUGGUGUCUCCGCUACCGGCCGAGGCGGCUCAUGAGUUCACGGUUUACCGCAUGCAGCAGUACGACCUGCAGGGUCAACCAUACGGUACCAGGAAUGCCAUCCUGAAUACGGAGGCUCGUACUGUGGAAGCAGAGGUACUAAGUCGCCGCUGUGUAAUCAUGCGGCUUGCAGACUUUUCCUACGAAGAGUACCAGAAAGCGCUUCGACAGUCAGCAGGAGCUGUGGUCAUCAUCCUGCCCAAGAACAUGUCUGCUAUGCCGCAGGACAUAGUGCAGCAGUUCAUGGAGCUGGAGCCGGAGAUGUUGGCCACUGAGACCAUCGUCCCCGUAUACUUCGCCAUGGAGGACGAUGAGCUGCUGUCCAUCUACACCCAGACCCUGACAUCGUCCUCCUCACAGGGCUCCCUAUCAGCAGCUGAAGUGCUGCUGCACACAGCCACAGCCAACGGCUUCCAGAUGGUGACCAGUGGAGCUCAGAGUAAAGCCAUCAGUGACUGGGCCAUCACCAGUCUAGAGGGUCGUCUGGCUGGAGUCGGAGGAGAGGAUCUGCCCACCAUCGUCGUGGUCGCUCACUACGACUCUUUCGGGGUCGCUCCGUGGCUUUCAUACGGAGCGGACUCAAACGGCAGCGGGGUGUCGAUGUUACUGGAACUCGCUCGCCUCUUCUCAAAACUUUACACGUACAAGAGGACGCACGCUGGGUACAACUUGCUGUUCUUUGUAUCCGGUGGAGGAAAGUUUAACUACCAGGGCACCAAACGCUGGCUGGAGGACAAUCUGGAUCACACAGACUCCAGUCUGCUGCAGGACAACGUGGCCUUCGUGUUGUGUUUGGACACGCUGGGAAACGGGGACUCUCUGCACCUGCACGUGUCCAAACCUCCCAAAGAGGGGUCUCCUCAGUACACCCUGCUCAAGGAGCUGGAGCUGGUCUCAGAGAGUCAGUUCCCGGAGGUGAAGUUCUCGAUGGUUCAUAAGAAGAUCAACCUGGCAGACGACAUGCUGGCCUGGGAGCACGAGCGCUUCGGGAUCCGUCGGCUGCCGGCCUUCACUCUGUCCCACCUGCCCUCCCACCGCCUGGCGCAGAGAUCCAGCAUCAUGGACGCCCGGUCAGUGUCCCCCUCCUCUCGCCACGGAGCGGGAGAGCCCCCUGCUGGGCCUCAUGUAGACGUUCAGAAGCUCAGCAGAAAUACAAAGCUGGUGGCAGAGGCGCUCGCCAGAGUCAUAUACAACCUCACAGAGAAGGGCGCUCCUGGAGACCUGCAGAUCUUCACUGAACAGAUGCAGGUGCAGGACGAGCAGCUCUCAGCGGUUGUUGAUUGGCUGACGGCUCAGCCCCGCGCCGCUCAGCUGGUGGACAAAGACAGCAGCGUGGUGUCGACGCUGGAGUAUCACCUGGGACACUACCUGAAGGACGUCAAGAGACACUACGUCAAAGCAGACAAGAGGGAUCCAGAGUUUGUCUUCUACGAUCAGCUGAAGCAGACGAUGAACGCCUACAGAGUGAAGCCGGCCAUCUUCGACCUGCUGCUGGCCGUCUGCAUCGCAGCGUAUUUAGGGAUGAUGUAUCUCGCCAUCCAGAACUUCGGGCUCCUGUACAGCGUCGCCCGCAGGAUCACGCAGCCCAAAGUGAAGUCCCACUAAAGUGCAUCCCUGCAGCGUUGUUUGUUUGUUUUUUCCACGUGUCUCCAUCUUCAUCUUCUUCUUCUUCUUCUUCAAAUCCAAGAACUUGUUUGAAAGCUGGAGCCGGGCCGGGCUGACGGGUUUCCAAAACCAGCCAGCAGAAUAUUUUUCAUUUUCCUUCAUCCACAAACUAUGAUGUCAGAUCGAGCCGCUGCCAACUCCAUUUGGUCUCCGGACCGGAAUAAUCAGGAACCAUUUCUCACACACACACACACACACACACACACACACACACACACACACACACACACACACACACACACACACACACACACACACACACACCUGUCCCAGUGAGGGAUGUAGACAAGCUUCAGGGAGGGUUUCUGAUCGUUCCUCCUCAGGAAACAGUUUAAAGUCGCUCUGCAGGAACUGACUCGGUCUCAGGCGCCUGCACCGAGGAUCCGUAAAGCCCAGAUUUACAGAAACAAAAGGACUAAUUCUUAUUUUUAAAGCUUAAUUACAAUACUCACGCUCCCACGAAGACCUUAAGAGUUAUUAGUUACUGUUAUUAUUAAUUAUACUCUCAUGGUACAUAAGAAACAACUUCUCCAUGUGCAGCGGGACAUCAAAUUUGAGUCUUUUUGGUUCAUAAUUCCCCCAUUUUUCAUAAUAAAAAGACUUAAAAAUAAACUAAUUUUAGUUUAAGUGAAUUUAUAACGGUAAUGUUGCGUUCAAAGGACUGGAUAUUGGUUUUUCAAUUUUUAUAGAUCUGCAAUUUACUAACUUAACUAACGAUCAUUUAGACUUAAACAUGUUAGAAAAACUGGAUAAAAUUCACAUUAAAAUCCAAGAUGACGUCUUUAAAUUCAAGUUUCUGUCAGACUUGGAAACAAAUGACAAAAAUGCAAGAAUUUCUAAAAUAGUAAACAUUUAAUACGCUAAAAAGAAACACUUAAAGUAUUCGCCAUUUGUACUGAAGGGAUUACUAAAGUGACAAUAGAUAUUUGCAGAUUAUAAUGCCGUAUAUGGGCCUGUGAGUAUUGUGUUGAGGAAAAUCAGAAUUUGUCUAAUUAAAUCAAAUGUGAAGUAGUGCUGAGAUUAUCCUGAUUAAAAUGCCUUGGCAGUGAAAUAAUGAGAUAAACAUUCGAUUGCCAAAUGAUUAUUGUAUGCAUUAACACCCCCCCCCCCCCCCCCUUAAUAAUGUGUAACAGAGACAUUUGAAGCCUUUCCCCCACUUUUUGUGCCCCUUUUCUCCUGUAAUCUGUGUGUCGCUGUGACUUGAUUUUUUAACUUUUUUUUUUAUGAAUAAAACAAGUCAUGCUGGUUAA